CAGAUGCAGGGAAGCAGUAGUGCCACUGGACCAGGACGAGCACCAUUCCAGCGCAGCAGCGCCGCCUACGAGCAGGAUUCGGCAGGACUAGGAGCAGGAGGAGCGGGAGCCCUGGAGUAUGGAGAUCCCCGCUCGAGGAGCCCUAGUAUUUUUCUGGAGCCACCCACGCCGGAUCCCACGCAUGCCCACUUCGGACCCGGAUGGGGUCGACCCAUGUCGCCCAUGGAUCUGCCGCCGGAGAGAUCCUCGGCCAGCGGAUCGGGCAGCAAGUCGCCCACCGGCAAGUCACGACUGCGGCCCAAGCUCCACCUGCCGCUGGGGCGACUGGGCCGCUCCAGCUCCUCGGACACGAGGGAGAGCAACAGACUGCGCGAGGAUGUCCAUGUGCAUGUGGAGAAUCCGGUCUUCAGCAGCGAGAAUCUGCGCCAGAACAACUUCGAUGCAUUCUUCGAGGCCCGCGAGCCGGUCAUCAAGCUGCAGCCGCGAACCCCCCACACGGCGCCAGCGGAUGGGAGUGGAAGGGGCUACUCGCCGCCCCUGGAGAACUAUGCGGGUGUCUACGAUUCGCCAAGGACGCGGAGUCCGGCGGGUAAGGGCGGCGGCAGCGGGGGCGGACUGUUUGCGCGGUCACCUCGCGAGGAUCGGGAGAGGAUGGCCGGCGCAAGGUCACGCAGCGCGGAUCAGUGCGACGGGGCGGUGGGUGGAGGAGGAGGAGCAGCAGGCGGCCAGCCCAGUGGAUCCAACUCGGCGGGCGGCGGCGGAGGGGGCGGGGCCAGCUCAGCUGGAGCGCACUCCAAAGGUGACAGGUUCUUCGGUAAAAUCUUCAAGUGGUCGAAGAAGUCGUAGGAGGAGGAUCUUCGGGUGGAGGGGACCACGCAGUGGUUCCCUUAGCCCCCCGGGCGGCAGCAUGGCGUCCUACAACGGCGUGCUCAAGGAUUACAGUCACAGCAGUUUGAACGAGGCUUUCAAAUCCCAGAACAAUGUCAACUUUAAGUUAAUUAAAACAGUAUCCGAUUUCUCCGAAACACUCUCCCGUCUCUACGAGGAACACGCGACUGCCCUCCAGGUUGCGGUGUCCAAUUAUCGCAAGAAGAAUGCCGAAUUACGGAAAGAAAGACCCGCCUGCCACUUGGCCAUCUUUCAGGCAUGGGAAACAUUCCUGCAGGAGGUCGAAACCGAUUCGCAGGCCUGCAACGAUGUGGCCAGCGUCCUUUCCCGCCAGGUGUCGCGACCAAUGCUGGAUAAAUCCUUUCAUCGCAAAGUUCAAAGCCGUAAAAUAUUCACACACAGGGAGUCUUUCGAGACUAUUAUCGCAAAGACUGAAAAGAAGCUGUCAAAGUGCCGAGUGGACUACAAACAGUGCCACCUGGCCCACCGACAGAAUCCCAGCCAGCACUCGCUCACCGAAUACAUCGACGCCCACAACGCCUACGUGCAGCAGCUGCAUGCCACAAAUGGAAUGCUGGAGGCCUACCACUCGGACACCCUGCCCCAGCAGAUGCAGGAGCUGGAGGAGAUCCACAACGACCUGGUCGCCAUUGUGUCCGACUCGCUGAUGCAGGGCGCCGAAGUAAUUGCCGGCAAGGCCAACGACCAAGCCAAGCGGUACAACAGCCUGACCAACCAGUGCAGCGCGGUCUCACCUCAGCAGGAUCUGGUGAACUUCGUCCGCCUGCUGGCCCAGCCCUCGCAGGCCCAGAAGAUUCCCCGACGGCUCUUCUCGACGCCCCAAGGAGAGGCCGGCGAGGAGGCGGGCGACCACAAUGAGAUGACGCCCUGCCUGCGGAACGAGCUGGUCUUCGACCGACACUCCACCUUGUCACAACGCUCCGCGUUGGAGUCACUGAAGCGAGAGGCCAUCGAGUUGGAAUUGCAAAUACGUCAGCUGCAGGACUCCAUUGAGGCUCUAAAUCGAACGCAGACACGCGGGAUCGAGGGUCAGCUGUACAACAAGGUCAACGAGCUGCAGGAGGAUUUGUCCAUGAAGAAGUUUGACCUGCGGGCCAAGCAGAUCCAUUUGGCGGCCAUAAGGGCUCAGAAGGAUCUGUUCGUGAGCAAAGUUGAGCCGACGUCGCCGCGAAACGAACGCAAAUUCUCCGCUGCCACAGCGCCAUCGAUGAAAACAAAGUGGCUGAAAGCAUUUAAGAGCCUAAAGCCUGCUGGUUCUGGUUCAGCACAACAAGCAGAUAGCCAACCACCCCGACAAAAUCAAAUGUACCACGCUGUAUCAACCGUAUUGACUUUGAGGCGCAAUGGAGCCUCCAGCACAGCCUCCGAACCGCUGCGUCCCAACCUGGAUGGCAGCCACCACCUGCAGGAGUACACCUACAAGAAGAUAACGGCCUGCGACGUCUGCUCCCAGAUCCUGAGAGGCCACACACGCCAGGGAUUGCGGUGCCGCAUCUGCAAGCUGAACGCCCAUGGAGACUGCGCCCCCAAUCUGCCGCGCUGCCAGCCGAAGCAGAAGCUGCUGCGCCGCCAGAAGAGCACCUCGGAGCUGGAGAAUCGCGUUGAUAUCGAGGAAGAAACAGGCGCCGACAAAUCCGUCCAGGGCAAGCCAAUGGAUGGCGUCGCGGGAGGAUCGGCACUUCCGGUUCCGGUUCUGACCGAGCGGGAAAUGGGCAGGGCCCCGCCACCGGACAUACCGAUUGUCAGUGUCUCGGAGUUGGUCCUGCAGGAGCAGCAGCAGCAGCAGCAGCAACACCAGCAGCAGCAACAUCAGCAGCAACAGCAGCAGCAGCAACAGCAGCAACUACAGCUACAGCAGCAACACCAGCAGCAGCAACGCAGUCUGGCAUCGGUGGCGCAGGCGGCGGCGGUACGGGCGGGACGAGGGGUCCGUCCGCCGCCCGUGGCCAUGCCCAUUCUGGGCGUACAGCUGCAGCAACAGGAGCUGCAGCAGCAGCGCGGCGGCCUGCCGGUGCCCAGCCAAGAUAUAUCUAGUAGCUCAGCACCGCACUCACCGCGCCGCCAAAAGUUGAACUUACGCAUGAAAUCCCUGAGCCUGGACUCGCCCGAAUCCUCGGAGCUGCACGGCCAGUUCCGUCGAAGGGCCCAAAUGCCCGGCACGGGGGCCUCCACGUCGGCCGGCUCCGGGCACUAUCAUGGUGGGUCCGGAGGCCACCUGGAGCACAGCACUCCUCCGUCGAACAACAGCCGCCUGCACUCCCCAUCGAGCCCCUCGCAUCCGGGCCGCAAGCUGCUCUACGCCACCCGUGGAAUGCGUGGUGGCAGCGUCGAUCUGCCGGAUGAGAUGGAGAAGUCGCAGUCCUCGGCCAGCACAUCGCCGUGCCUCUCACCCAAAACACAUCGUCUGCUGCCCACGAAUCUGUAUGUCAUCAUCUACAACUUCAAGGCGCGACAUGCCGACGAACUGGAUCUCAAGGCUGGUUACAAGGUGACUGUCAUUGACAAUUCGGAUCCGGACUGGUGGAAGGGAAAAGUGCUGGGACGCGUUGGCUACUUCCCAUCCAAGUACUGUGUGCGCUUGAAUGCCAACGAGAAGCCCCUGCAGGUGACCCACAAUCUCCAGGUAUCGGACAGUGAACGUGGCGAAAACCUCACCCUGCUGAGGGACCAGAUUGUCAUACAGACCGGCGACGAGGUCAACGGCAUGGUGAUGAUCCGCGCCGCCGAGCACGGGCAGGGCUACUGCCCGAUCAAGUAUCUGCAGGAGGUGUGACAGCCAGAAGAGGACGAGCCGCCCUCCGACGAGCGGGACAGACCCCACAAGUCGUCCAUGCAGACGUCGUCGUCGCGGACAACGGACAAGACCAAGCGUAGGAUUAGAAUCGUAGUGUCCGAGAACCACAGCCUAGCUGCUAGUAGUGUUGCAACCGCACCACCCGCUUUCUCCUCCGCUCCAUCCGCCCCAUCCGCCUACACAUCAUCCAUUCAUCACACCCAUCACCACCAAAUCCCGAGGGAGUCCGACGUCGAGACGAAGCGGCUGAAUAUCGACUACGGCGACGAGGGCAGCGCCGACUGGGACAAGGAUCGCGAGGUGCUCAUCCUGUCCGGCAGGCGGAACAAGAACGACAAGAACUGGGAGAACUGGGAGCGCAUCCGGGAGCAGAAGCUGGAGAAGAUGAAGGGCAUCUGCUUCGAGAGCUACCGCCAGUCGAAGCGGGACAAGCUGCUGCAGGCGAAGCCGCGUCCCAAGCAGCUGGAUCCCACCUGGUACACGGACAACAUCUACUCGAACCGCUCCGACGACAUGGACGAGGAUUACGUGCCGGAUUGCAUCAAAUACGGACCCUUCCGCACGCUACGGGACAUCCACGAGCUGGACGAGAAGAGUGGUGGCACGGAGGAGCGUCGAGUGGACGGAGAGGGAUCACCCGGCUAUGGGCUGCACCGCUCCAAGAGCUGCAAGGAGUUCCAGUACCCCAAGUCGCAGAGUUGGUGCUUCGAGGGCAACGUCUUUGAGGCGGGUGGCGGUGUGGCCAGUGGGAGUGGCAGUUCCGGCGGUGGGGCAACAGCUCCAGCAGCCACCACAUCCAUCCUGAAGAACCGGGCGGGUGUGCCCAAGUCGUACUCCUUCAGUGCCACCACCAAGACCAUGCCCUUUGAUAUCAUCGACUAUGAGCUGCCGCCGGCCUCGAAUACGCGGCGGGAGAAGAGGGAGGCCCUGAGAAGGAACAUGAACGCCCUGUGCAGCAGCAGUCUGGACCGCUGUUGCGCCCGGGAUCAGUGCACCAGUGCCCGCUGCCUGCUGGAGGACAUCUAUCCGGGAUCGGGAAGGGUGCGACCAGCCCGGUCGGGCAGCAAUCGGAACCUGAGUGCGGCGGACUGGCUCUUCGAGGAGCGCCGAAGGACGCCGGCUGCUCCAACGGUCAUUUGCUGCUGCUCGGCGGCUGAGGAGUGCUGUUGCCAACGCCAGCGUCAGCAGCUGCAGCAGCCGCCCCUUCCCGCUCGCCCCAGGUCACGAGCCCUCUGUCCCGGCCAUCAUCCCGCCGCCGAGGAGGAGGAGCACAUGCACUGCCGCUACGACACCGACCUGGAGCACUUCAUACGCGCCGAGCGGGAGCGCCUGAUGCUGCAGGACAAGUUCCUGGACGAGGAUGAGCGCUAUCUCUCUGCCGCCCCACCUCCACGAAGUCCUGGCCGGCGGUAUCCAGCGGGAAACUCCAGCUAUCACAGACCACCGCGCAGCAAGUCGCUGCUGGAGAUGCAGCCACCUACCAGCCUGUUCGAUGAGGACACCUGCUCGGACACCACCGAGAUCGAUCUGGAGGACUUCAACAUCGACCUGGAGAAGUACUGGGAGCAGCUGGACAAGCCACCCAGUCCCAUCAACAUGGACAUGCGCCGCAAUAUGCACAGCAGUCUCAAGGUGAAGAACGUGAAUGUGCGCUGCUAUAACAAUGGACAGCCCAUCGAUCUCCACGACCGGGAGCAUGAGCGGCUGAUGAUCAAGAAGUCGCUGCUCGAGGGGAUGCCCUCGCCGCCCCAGCUGGACUCCAGCGAGUCCUCGACCAAUGCGGGUGGCUAUCCUUUUUUUGACCCAGCUCCCGCUGCAGUGGCGCCCACUCCCGCCUUCCAUCACCGCUCGGUGUACGGACAACCCACGCAGGGCUAUGGCCACAAGGUCUACCCCACGGUGGACACCCUGCCCUCGUACCAGUACAACAACUUCUAUCCGGAGCAGAGUCACCACCCAACAGUGGGCAGUGUGCUGACCCAGCAGCCGACGGCCGGAAUCCACCAUCCCUCCGCCGGUGGUCACUCGGCGCUCAGCCUGAUCAACAACAUCUUCUCGAUCUACAAGCCCAACAAGUACUCGCCGGAGAACUGCCAGAUGAACUAUGAGAGCAAGCCGGAGCCGUGCAAGAAGAUGAAUGUGCCCAGCACCCACAGGCCCCUGGGAGCAGCCACCGUGCAUCCGUAUCCGCCACAUGACUACAUGCACUCCUCGAUGAAGCGACCCCUGCUGGUGAGUGCCGAUCAGCCGCACUUUAAGAUCAUCCCGGAGAAGACGGGCCUGAAGAUCUCGCCGCUGAUGAGCUACGAGGACUACGGCGGAGGUGGAGUGGGUGGCUGUGGAGCAGGCGGAGGAGAGAAGGCCCACCACCACAGACUGAGUAGCACGGCCAGGCCUCUGAUGCUUCCGCACUGAUGGUGCUGGACCUUUCCGUGGUAUGGCAAUGGCAAUGGCAACUAUUGUUAGUUGGGCUCCCACCCAUCCAACUAUCCCAAAAGACUCGCGAGCAGCGAAAAGCAACCCAAGCGCACAAAAUCUGGGUCCAGCCAAUACGAAAACGAAAACAGGAAACCAUCGGAGGAUCAUCGGAAAAGGAUCAGCAUUCUUGAUCCUGCCGAAACCACUCCACUCCUCCACUCCAACUCAACUCGCCGUCUUCGUCGUCGUCGUCGUCGUCCAUCCGCACAAUUUGCUUUUGGUUUAGCCGGGCAGGUGUUCCAUGUUCCAGUUCCAUCGAAGCAUCCUCGACACUCCAGCGACCAGCAGGAAACCACUUGAACAACAGCAACUACAGCCAUACCAUUGGAAAACAGCACUACAGACAAAGACAACAUCAAACUAUCGGAACGCGGAAGCUUAAGUGCAAGUAGUAGGAUUAGUAAUGUAACGAUUUGAUCAGCGGAUCGAUUAGGAUCUCCCCAAGAACACAAGACACAGUCACACACAUAUGUAUACAAUCAAUGUGCUUUUAAUUCGCUUAAAAUCGCUAGAGAAAUCGCAUUGCAGUUCGAUUAACAACUAAAACAACAGAUUCACUAAUUUUCGAGCAACUUUUAAGCAAUCAAGAGCGUAUUCAAUAGAACAAAGAGUAGACCUAAGAAUCGGAAGAAUUAAGUAUUAAGCCGUUCAUAUCGUGCGUUUCAUAUUUCAGUAUGAACAUGUAUUGUAUACCCUAACUCUGUAGAAAGCUAAACGGAUUUUAUUAGCUCGGAAGAAGAUUCGGGAGAAUAUCUACGGGACUUAUUUUGGCCUCAAUAUAUAUGUAUGUAAAUCGCGAUAAUUUUGAGAUGCAAUACGAAAACAAAAACUAUGGAGAACCGUUUUUAUUGUCACCAAAUUUUUUCUAUUUUUUAUACCAAGUAACUUUGAAUCAACUAAACGGGAGGGGUUAUUGAAAUUGCUAGGAUCGAUAGGGCUAGAAGCUUUCCCCAUAAGUUGCGGCUACUAUUAGCGAUUAUACGAAUGCAUGCUUAUGCUAUUUAUAUAUAUGAUUAGAUGCGGUUCGGAUAGGUGUGCUAGGUGGUGAGGACUCGAUAGAAGCGCUUUUUAUAAACUAACUAGAUUUGUAUCGAAAUGUGAAACAUUGAAUAUGAUAACAUGAAUUGUACUUUUAUGAUGUAUGCGUAUCCACUGGCCUUAUUUAUUGAGAAGUAACCAAACAAUGAGCUGAACCCUCACACAAACACACACACUCGUUUGAGUACACAGAUACACACACACAGACUUUCCAGAAAAACAACUUGAGAAUUACAAUUGAAUUUUUUCAGAAAGAUUCAGGCUUAGGGCUUUGCGUCACUUUUGUUAAUUGUUUUUUGGCGUCCAAUUUUACAUGAUAACUAAUGUAGGACUCUAGACAAAACAAAUCGAAACUAUCGAGCAUAGAUUAACUAUCGAGUAUUUUGUAGUGCGUAAGCUAACUAAAACCUAAACCAAACCAAAUGAAGAUAACUUUUUAGCGCGAGACUCCUUGUGCGAGAAGAUUUUGAAUUUGAAUUUAUUUUUAAUGACUUUUGAAUACGAGACGAAACAAUGGAGGAGAGACAUUUUAUCAGAGAUCGUUUUUUAUCUAUUUAACAUUUUCUUGAACCACAUACAACAAAUAUUUGCUAAGUGUACCCUAUGGCCUAUGAGUUAGUUGUAAGUAGGUGUUUUUCCAAGCCCCCGCUUAGACCACAAAACCAAAUCGGAAGUCAGGAGAUAGGAGACAGAAGAACAGGGGGAAUUCUGCACAAAACCCAAUCUAAGAAAUAUCCAAACACUGCACCCAAUUAAUUGUACGACAUAUAUCUAUCGAGUAACCAGUAUUCACGGUCACACGUCUAGAAACUAAGGGAGAAUUGUAUUGUAAAAUGAAUGGAAUCGACGAACACGAAAACGCCCAAAUCUUAUGAGUAUGUAAGCAAAGCCGAAAACUUGAAUUCAAACAGGAUAACCGCUCCCCGCGGUCAUCUAAACUGCUGAAAUUGGCACUUAAGUAUAUAGGUAUACACACCGCAUAUGUAUGUACAACGUAGUAGAAUUUUCGACUCAACUAAACUGAACUUGCAAGCGUAGCGCGACAUUUGUGCAAGUCCAAGGUCCCCGAGAGCCCAUAGACCAACCCAUCGAUGGGCUGCUAAAUCGAAUGGGGCUGGGGGCCAACUUCGCGAAAGACAGCUUCUCGUUUUUAGCGUAAAUUUUGUUUCACAUAUGUACGAUUAGGCGACCAGCAUGAUGACGAUGCACCUGGCGCACCAGAAAAUACAUGUAAGCAGUAACUAGAAAAUGGAACAAUAUAAUAUCAGUGCAACGUAAUAUAUCAGUUAAAAUAACAGAGGCAAACAGAACUCGAACUCAACUCAUUUAGCACUACCUACCUGCAAUUUGAAUGUGAAAACAACACUCUCCCCUCAUCCCACAACCGCUUCUCCGACGCGACCCCAUUAAUUUACCUGAAUUGCAAAUAAAAAAGAUGUUCAAUUCGAUGUGAAAAAACAA
This is a messenger RNA of Drosophila suzukii, 8680 nucleotides long. RefSeq names its product SH3 and cysteine-rich domain-containing protein. Gene Ontology annotation, cellular component: extrinsic component of cytoplasmic side of plasma membrane. Lineage: Eukaryota; Metazoa; Arthropoda; Insecta; Diptera; Drosophilidae. Gene Ontology annotation, biological process: positive regulation of voltage-gated calcium channel activity; positive regulation of protein localization to plasma membrane; skeletal muscle contraction. The record is from RefSeq and is a predicted model, not a curated record. Gene Ontology annotation, molecular function: protein binding.